AACUAUACACAUAUACUACAUGCAUACAUCCCAUUGUAAUCUAUCUAUCUAUACCAUAGAAAGAGAGAUUGCAAGGAGAGGCAGAGAGUUGUUAGCUUGCGAAAAGCAGUGAUGGAUGGUGUGCAUUUCUAUACACACUCUGUGUGUGUAUUGUGUGUGUAUAUAUGUAUUAAAACUGUUAUUCAUUAGCUCUAUAUCACUUAGAUUGUGAACCAAAAUCACUUAGAAGAAAGAGAACAGGACACGAAAGACGGUGUAAGCAAGAGAGAAUGGAGAAGGAUGGUCGGAAAAGGAAGAGAACAAGAGAUCAAACAGAUGAUCAGAAGAACAAAGAAUCACACAAGGGCAAGAAGCUGGAAACCAUGAUGAUCAGCUCCCUGGACAAUGAUUCCUCUUACAGAGGCGACACGGGCUAUGAAUCCUGUGAUGCUGUUGGAGUUUUCGACUUUCCAUGGCUCAAAGACGGCGUUGUUUUUGAGGUGGACGACUACUUGCAACCGGAGGACGUGUUUGCACCGUGUUGUUCAUACGUAGACGACACUUUUGUAGCGAAUCUUGAUCAAUCUUGCGUGCAGAAUUCACCAGCCCUUGAUCGAAACUCCCAUGACAAGAAGUGCGAUGACGAUAGCUUGUGGCCGUCGUUCAAAGUCGACGAUCUCGAUUCUAUAGAUUGCAUUUGGAGGGCUCUCAUUGAUCAACCUCUUGACAACAUUGGUUUGAACAAGGCCUAGCUAGAAGAAUAUCCCAUGUUCUUUCCAUCAUGAUCAGUUUAUAUCUGGUUUCUUCAAAGAUUACAUGUUUGUGAAGUACUAAGAUUUUGCAGCAAACUAGGUAUUGCAUUUCUUGUCCUUGUAAGGAUGGAGAAGUAUAUAAGAAUUGAUGAUGUCGAAGGCUAUGUGAUGAGAUUUGUGCAUGAGAGUACUAUUGAUCUUCCUGAUGCUCUGAUGUGGAGUUGUGGACUGUUAGUUUUUUACUUUAGGCCCAUUAGUCUCUGUGGCCCAAUGGGCCUACGGUGCCCAACUGAGAAGGUAGGAGAUGUAUUGAAUUAAUUAUUAUAGAUUCUAUUGUAUGUAGAUUUUUUAUUGUAA
Messenger RNA from Sesamum indicum (sesame), 1088 nucleotides. The record is from RefSeq and is a predicted model, not a curated record. Lineage: Eukaryota; Viridiplantae; Streptophyta; Magnoliopsida; Lamiales; Pedaliaceae.